AUGUUUUCAGGGUUCAACUCAUUUGGUAGUGGCUAUGUCAAUAUACCGCAGAAAUAUGAGGAUUUCUUCAGAUGCUACCCUAUUGCGAUGAUGAACGAUCGCAUCCGUAAAGAUGAUGCCAACUUUGGCGGGAAGAUAUUUUUACCAUCCAGUGCAUUGAAUAAAUUAUCUAUGCUAAAUGUAAGGUACCCAAUGCUGUUCGAGCUAACUGCGAGCGAGAACGGUCGAGUGACGCACGGAGGUGUUCUGGAGUUUACUGCGGAAGAAGGUCGGGCGUAUUUACCGCAAUGGAUGCUGGCGACUUUAGGUGUACAGCCUGGCUCUCUGUUGAAGAUAGGGUCUGUUGAUCUGCCACUAGGUAAGUUCGUGAAGAUAGAGCCUCAAUCUGUGGACUUCCUUGAUAUAUCAGAUCCGAAAGCUGUCCUUGAACACGUUUUGCGUAAGUUCUCCACUCUCACAGAAAAUGAUGUGAUUGAAAUAAGCUACAACGAGAAAAUAUAUAAGAUCAAAAUUUUGGAGACAAAACCAGAGACAGAUGCUAAAGGUAUAUGCGUAAUCGAAACUGACUUGGUAACGGAUUUCGCGCCCCCCGUAGGUUACGUUGAACCAGAUUAUAAAGCAUUACAGCAAAAGCAGCAAGACGAGCUCGCAGACCGUAAGAAACAUCAACAAAUCGAUCCAGCCGCUCAUGGUGAGGGCACAAUGUCCAAAAGAAUUCGCUACAAAGGUCUACUGAAGGAACCGAAUGAUGCUGGGUCAAAAUUUGUUGGUGAGGGCCAAAAGCUUUCAGGAAAAAGUAGCAAGAAGAAUGAUGAUAAAGGGUUAGACACAAGCAAAAUUGACCUAUCGUUGGAUGGGGAGCCAGCUCCGUUAAAUUUACCAGAUGGCCAACUGUUUUUCGGCUUCCCCAUAGUCUUGCCAAACGCGAAUGAUGCAAGUAAGGAAUCUGAUGUUCAGAAUACGUUCCAUGGGAAAGGUCAAUCUCUUAGGAAAAGUAACAAACGGAGAGACAAAGGUGAUCAUGCCAGCAUAAAGUCCAAAGCUCCUAGGAGUCCAGAAGUCAUCGAAAUUGACUAA
Messenger RNA from Zygotorulaspora mrakii, 1077 nucleotides. It is a transcript of the gene UFD1, whose product is annotated as polyubiquitin-binding protein UFD1. Lineage: Eukaryota; Fungi; Ascomycota; Saccharomycetes; Saccharomycetales; Saccharomycetaceae. The coding region runs from base 1 to 1077 and encodes 358 amino acids. The transcript has a single exon. Gene Ontology annotation, cellular component: VCP-NPL4-UFD1 AAA ATPase complex. Gene Ontology annotation, molecular function: polyubiquitin modification-dependent protein binding. The record is from RefSeq and is a predicted model, not a curated record.